Messenger RNA from Ostreococcus lucimarinus CCE9901, 915 nucleotides. RefSeq lists its product with no specific name. The record is from RefSeq and is a predicted model, not a curated record. The transcript has a single exon. Gene Ontology annotation, molecular function: sulfotransferase activity. Bases 1 to 915 code for a protein of 304 amino acids. Gene Ontology annotation, cellular component: cytoplasm. Lineage: Eukaryota; Viridiplantae; Chlorophyta; Mamiellophyceae; Mamiellales; Bathycoccaceae. Gene Ontology annotation, biological process: sulfation.
AUGCGCGAGCGCAACGCGCGCAUGCACAGCGCGGCCUCCGUCGCGCGCGGCACGACCGGAUUCGCGCCGCGCGCGUCCGACGUGUUCAUCGCGACGUAUCCGAAGACGGGGACGACGUGGAUGAUGCAGAUUUGCCACCAGGUUCGCUGCGAGGCGGCGCGCGCGCGAGGCGAAGACGCGAACGGCGAAGCGUUCGACGAGAUCACCGAGGUCGUGCCGUGGGACGUCGUCGCGCUGGAUUGCGGGCAAGACCUGGACGCGGCGCAGACGACGACGCCGAGGCUGUUCAAGAGUCACGAGCGCGCGACGACGAUGGCGCGAGGCGCGCGAAGCGUCGUCGUGACGCGCGAACCGGCGGAUGUGUUUCAUUCGUUUUAUGAAUUCUUGCCGGCGUACAUGGGGAUCGAACGCGGCGCGAUCACGAGAGAGGAGUUCGCGGAGGCGAUAUUCGCGGGCGCGAGUCACAGUGGGGGGUUCGCGGAGCAUUAUUUGUCGUGGUACGACGCGGCGACGGCGUCGCGCGACGACGUGUUGAUGGUGGCGUUCGAGGACAUGAAGGAGGAUUUGGGCGCGGUCGUGGACGACGUGGCGGCGUUUUUGCGUUGUGAAUUGGACGAGCGCGGGCGCGACGUGGUCUUAGAGCGCGCGAGUUUCGCGUACAUGCGAAAAAACCACACGAAAUUCGACGACCAUUUCGUCCGCGCGAGGUUGGCGGAGCAAAUCGGCUUACCGAAGGCGUCGACGUUCAGCGUCGGCAAAGUGCGCGAGGGCGGUGGCGCCGUGGGCGCCGGCGCGCGCGAGCUUCCACAAACGGUGCGCGACGCGAUUCAAGCGCACUGGGACGCUCGCAUGGCGCCGAGAGGGUUCAAGACGUACGACGCGUUUCGCGCCGCGCUGCGCGAUUUGCGCCGCUGA